AUGUCGCAACCAUUCCCUCAGCCCUCCUUUCUCGCCCUUCCAACCUUCGCCCAGGCUCCAUCUAUCGCUGGUGGCACCGCCGCGAGCUCAUCCUCAUCUAAGGGCCUGCACCUACCCAGCGGUGCCGCAGCCCCGCGGAAACGGAAGCCCUAUCCUAACGCUAAAUCCGGACCGCAGGGCAAGCGGAAAAAGUCGGGCGUAAAUGACAGUAGGGAGCUGGAUGAGCGGGACGACGUGGAUGAGGCGGAUCUGGUAGGAGCAGCAGAAACGGCGGAAGGGGGCCGGGGUAUGAGGGAGAUGGACGAGAAUUAUGAUGAGGUGGAAGAGGACGAGGGGGACGAGGAGGUUUUGCAGGUUGAUGACGGAGCGGGAGUCAUUGCGGGAGCGGUCGAUAGCGGGGUGGCAGCAGCAGGAGCGGGUAGGGCUGGAGCUGCGGGAAGGGCAGGGAGAGGAGGUAAGAAGGGGGCAUUGGUGGAUGUUGAUCUGGAGGCUGUGAAGGCUAGGGGGAAGGCGAUGAAGGGAGAUCAAAUGGCUCUGAGAGACGUCCUGGAUCCAGAAGCUGCAAAGCGUUUCGACGCGUUCACCUCGGUCGUCAUCCCCGUCAAAGCUAUCAAGAAGCUCAACAGGGAGAUGUAUGAUCAGACGGCAGAUCCUACACUGCGGUACAUGGGUGGUCUAGCCAAGAUCUUUGUCGCCGAAGUGGUCGAGAUUGCGAAAGACCUUCAGCCGCGCUCAGAUCACCCGACCGGUCCGCUCAAACCAUAUCAUCUCAAGCUUGCCCGACAGGUCCUAGAGGAGCGAGGAAUGCUCGAAUCUUCGACGAGCCGGGAUAGUGCGGUCCUUAGACCCAGAAAGUCGUUGUUUAGGCGAUGA
This is a messenger RNA of Dioszegia hungarica, 873 nucleotides long. RefSeq lists its product as uncharacterized. The record is from RefSeq and is a predicted model, not a curated record. Bases 1 to 873 code for a protein of 290 amino acids. Gene Ontology annotation, biological process: RNA polymerase II preinitiation complex assembly; transcription initiation at RNA polymerase II promoter. NCBI's taxonomy places the organism in Eukaryota, Fungi, Basidiomycota, Tremellomycetes, Tremellales, Bulleribasidiaceae. The transcript has 4 exons. Gene Ontology annotation, molecular function: protein heterodimerization activity; transcription coactivator activity. Gene Ontology annotation, cellular component: nucleus; transcription factor TFIID complex.